GGGGGGGGGGGGGGGGGGUGAGUGAGUAUCGGCUCUUCGGCAGCGCCGCGCAGUCCAGCUCAGCCCCGGAGAGGAUGACAGCGGCUGGGAGAGGAAACUGAAACGAGAGAGAUGGAACUAUAGGAGGGAGAGGAGAGGAUGAUGAUGAGGAGGAGGAACAAAGUCCAACAUAUGUGCGUCUUUCCAGCCGCUGAUCAACAGUCACGUCCGUUCACGGCGGUGCACGAGGACAGGUGAGACGAGACAAGUUAGUUCUCGCUCGGCUUUGCGCAUCGCGCGCGAAAUCCAGAAUGGCGUCAGGGAUUAACCCCUGCUCUCGGUAGAAGUGCCCGGGAAACGUUCACGUCGCCCCCCCCCCCUUUGUCGCGGCGUCUCUUCAUCCUGGGAAAAUUCCAUAAUGUAAACGCAUCUUUCAUUUUUGUUCCCUUUUUUUUCCACCUCCGGCCGGCGGCCUUUUGGGGGUCAUGAACCAUAGAGGAGCUACCAGGACGGCCGGUUUCCUUGUUUGGAUUUAGACCUCUCCCUUUUUUCUGGCCCCGGGCUACAUCACGGGCCCCCGCAGCGGUGGCCAGAGGAAGUGGCUACGGCAGCGGCGGCGGGAGGACCUCGCCACCUCGGAGUACAGGGAUAACUUCACAGACACGCGCGCGCCGCCAUGAGGAUAUCCACCACCUCCUGUCUCUGCCCCUUCCUGGUCUGCCUCUGCUUCAUCCAGAGGUGCUGCGGCGCGGGCCACCACGGCGCCGCCCGAGUGCCGUCCAGGAACCAGACCCGAGUGGCCGGCGGCGAGACGGAGGUGCACCACCGACCCAAGCGCGGCUGGAUCUGGAACCAGUUCUUCGUUCUAGAAGAGCACUUGGGACCGGACGCGCAGUACGUGGGAAAGCUUCACUCCAACUCAGAUAAAGGUGACGGAUCCGUCAGGUACAUUCUGAGCGGGGAAGGAGCCGGGACUAUAUUUAUCAUCGACGAGGUGACGGGAGAUAUUCACGCCACGAAGAGCCUGGACCGGGAGAGGAAAACGCAUUAUGUGCUGCACGCGCAGGCCUUGGACCGCUACACGGAGGAGGCCCUGGAACCAAAGUCGGAGUUCAUCAUCAAAGUGCAGGACAUCAAUGACAAUGCGCCCAAAUUUCCAGGUGGACCCUUUGUAGCUCUGGUCCCGGAGAUGUCUGAAGUGGGCACGUCCGUGUUGCAAGUGACCGCGUCGGAUGCCGACGACCCCACCUACGGAAACAGUGCCAGGAUAGUCUACAGCAUUCUACAAGGACAGCCAUACUUCUCCGUUGACCCCAAAACUGGAAUCAUCAGGACUGCCUUAGCCAACAUGGACCGGGAAGCCAGAGAACACUACACGGUCGUGAUUCAAGCCAAAGACAUGGCAGGCCAGGUCGGAGGCCUCUCGGGCUCCACCACCAUCAACAUCACGCUGACGGACGUCAACGACAACCCGCCCAAGUUUCCCCAGAAAAAUUACCAGCUGUACGUCCCUGAAUCCGCUCAAGUGGGCAAGCCGGUGGGGAAGAUCAAGGCCAACGACGAGGACCUCGGCGCCAACGCCGACGUCAAGUACAGCAUCAUCAACUCGGAGGGGGCCAACACCUUCUCCAUCUCCACCGAGAGGGACACGAGGGAGGGCGUCGUCAGCCUCAAAAAGCCUCUGAACUACGAGAGAAAGAAGACCUACACUCUCCACAUCGAGGGCACCAACACGCACGUGGACCCUCGCUUCUCCUAUCUCGGCUCUUUCAAAGACACCGCCAUGCUGAAGAUAACGGUCGGGGACGUGGACGAGGCGCCCGUCUUCUCCAUGGACUACUACAUCAUGGAUGUGUACGAGAACGCGCCGGGCGGCACGGAGGUGGGCGCCGUGACGGCCCGGGACCCCGACAGCAGGAACAGUCCCGUCAGGUAUUUCUUGGACAGCGUGGAAGAAGGAACGAGGUACUUCAGGAUCGACGAGAGCACCGGAGUCGUGCGGACCACGCAGCCCCUGGACAGAGAGGACAUGCCCUGGCAUAACAUCACCGUGAUGGCCUCGGAGGUUGACAACCCCAGCCUCCUCAGUCACGUCCCCGUCACCGUCCAGGUGCUGGACGUGAACGACAAUCCGCCCGGAAUAGCCACAGACGAGGAGGCCAUCGUGUGCGAGAGCUCGAGGCCGGGACAGGUGAUCCAGACCGUCAGCGCGGUGGACAAGGACGACUUUGCCAACGGACAGCGGUUCUCCUUCGCCCUGCCCAGCCAGCUGCCGGUUAAUCCCAACUUCACCCUGAAGGACAACGAAGACAGCACGGCGAGCAUCAUCGCGCGGCGGCGGCGUUUCAGCCACCUGACCCAGGAGCUGUACGAGCUGCCCAUCGUGGUGUGGGACGGCGGGGAGCCGUCGCUCAGCGGCACCAGCACCUUGACCCUGCGCGUGUGCCCGUGCCAGCGCCACGGCAGGGUCCGGAUGUGCCAGGGCGAGGCGUUCCUCUCCUCGGCGGGCCUCAGCACGGGGGCGCUGAUCGCCAUCCUGCUGUGCAUCGUCAUCCUGCUGGCCAUCGUGGUCCUCUUCAUCACCCUGCGGCGGAGCAAGAAGGAGCCGCUCAUCAUCUCCGAGGAGGACAUCCGGGAGAACGUGGUCACCUACGACGACGAGGGCGGCGGCGAGGAGGACACGGAGGCCUUCGACAUCAUCGCCCUGCGCAACCCGGCCGCCGCCGAGGAGCUCAAGUUCCGGCGGGACGUCCGCCCGGAGGCGCGGCAGCACCGCGGCGCGCCCCACCGCCGCCGGAGCCCGUCGGUGGACGAGCUGGACGAGACGGACGUGCACGAGUUCAUCCGGCAGAGAUUGGCCGAGGCCGACAUGGACACCAGCGUGCCGCCGUACGACUCGCUGCAGACCUACGCGUACGAGGGUCAGGGCUCCCCCGCGGGGUCCGUCAGUCCUCUAGACUCUGCCGGGACGCAGUCGGAGCAGGAUUACAACUACCUGGACGAAUGGGGGCCCGAGUUCCAGAAACUGGCAGAACUCUACGGAGAGGCAGAAUCGGAUGUGACGACCUAGUCUGGGGAUUUCAGACCAAAUCCGUUUGAAAUCUGGGUUUUCCAAAAAAAAAUUACAGUGAACAAUGUGAACAGAGUCGAACCGGUCUGGUGGUUUUCCAACGUCUGUUGUUGAACUAAAAAAAGACCUGUGCCCCUAUUUUUCUUUUUCUUUUUUUUUGGAUCAUCGGGUCGUUCGUCUGGAAUUAUUGAAUCAGAUUUCGGAGACGGAAGAGAGCAACAGUAUUGGGGGGGAAAAAGGAAAAUGUGGAUAUUUUCCUCGGUGUAUAUUUUUUAUUUCUCAAUAAAGUCCUGAAAUCCAUACGAGUGGAUAUGUGAGAAAAAAAAUAAAUUGUACAUGGUUUUCUUGUCCUUCUCCGUAAGCAGAUCUACGACGCGCAGUAUAAGAUUACAGUGGUGGGAGGCAACAGCGAAGGUGUUUCAUGAUUCACCGAGCAGAGGAUGCAGCUGAGCGAUAUGUACGUGAUGAUGACACCUCGAGUCAGAGGAGUUUGUUCCGUG
Messenger RNA from Scophthalmus maximus (turbot), 3549 nucleotides. RefSeq names its product cadherin-18. The transcript is spliced from 12 exons. Bases 656 to 3049 code for a protein of 797 amino acids. Gene Ontology annotation, biological process: cell-cell junction assembly; homophilic cell-cell adhesion; cell morphogenesis. Lineage: Eukaryota; Metazoa; Chordata; Actinopteri; Pleuronectiformes; Scophthalmidae. Gene Ontology annotation, cellular component: catenin complex; plasma membrane; adherens junction. Gene Ontology annotation, molecular function: calcium ion binding; cadherin binding. The record is from RefSeq and is a predicted model, not a curated record.